AUGGCGAUGCCAUAUCAUUCGCUUUCCACCAUUGCAACUUCCAUUGUUAUUAUCUCUCUCUUAGUUAUCUCUCACGCAGAAGAUUAUGUCCCUCACCAUGGCGAUGUAAUUAGCCUCAACAUGAUUCAUCGUGACACACCAUCUUCUCCCUUAUACAAUUCGUCGUUAACUAAAUGGCAACGAGAAAGAAUUGCCUUGCGACGUUCACGUGAUCGCAUCAACCGUUUCAUCUCAUCAGAAGAUGAAUCGCCUGAUCAUCUAAUCUAUAGCCAACGAGAGUACCUGGUGAACAUAUCAAUCGGUACACCACCAAGACCUUUCAUUGGAAUUGUUGACACCGGAAGCGAUCUUAUAUGGACACAAUGCAUGCCAUGCAGGGAAUGUUUCGAGCAAAACCCUCCUCUCUUCGAUCCAGCUUCUUCAUCAACUUAUAGAAAGCUCUCUUGUAUGUCCGACGAAUGUAAUUUGCUAAGCGGAGCCGCCUCUUGUGCCAGUAAUUCAAGCUCUUGUGACUAUCAAUAUUCAUAUGGUGACGGGUCUCAUACCACCGGAAAUCUAUCCCUGGACACUGCUACUUUGGAUUCCACAUCCAUUCCCAACACUAUAUUUGGUUGCGGACACCAUAAUGAAGGAGUGUUCAGUGGGAUCGAGUCAGGAAUUGUUGGACUAGGCCGCGGAGCUGUGUCGUUUAUCUCCCAAAUAGGGGGUUAUUUGGUUGGCGGGAAAUAUUUCUCUUAUUGCUUGGUUCCUAAUCCUGCAAUGUCUUUCCUGUCUAAUAACUAUAACCCAAUCUCCUCAAGCAAGAUGUAUUUUGGUCGACUUAAUACUUCAUCAGGUCCUGAAGUGGUCACCACCCCUUUGCUUUCGAACGGUGAUAGCGCCACUCAAACCUUUUAUUACCUUGAGCUUCAAGGCAUUAGUGUUGGAGCCAACAAUAUCACACUUGAUGCAGAUGCCAAGGCCUUUAAGGGUAACAUGAUCAUAGACUCAGGGACUACCUUAACGUACUUACCGAAGUUGCUUUAUGACAGGUUCAAAUCAGCAAUUAGAGAGGCACUUAAAGAUCGAUUUCUGGAGGUGAAGCAAGAUCCGACUGGUUCUGGACUUUGUUUCUUGACUAAAUAUGAUAUUCUUCCUGGCCCCAAUGUCAUUCUCCAUUUUAAUGGUGCAGAUGUGAAGCUAAAAUCUACCAACACUUUUAUUAGGAUGGAUGAUGAGACUGUUUGCUUAGCAUUCUCCCCAAGCAGCGGUGUUGGAAUCUAUGGGAAUUGGGCACAGAUAAACUACUUGGUAGGAUAUGACCUAGAUAACAAGACUGUCUCCUUCCAGCCAACUGAUUGUACAACUAGCUAG
This is a messenger RNA of Rosa rugosa (rugosa rose), 1353 nucleotides long. Its product is annotated as aspartic proteinase CDR1-like. The coding region runs from base 1 to 1353 and encodes 450 amino acids. Gene Ontology annotation, biological process: proteolysis. The transcript has a single exon. Gene Ontology annotation, molecular function: aspartic-type endopeptidase activity. NCBI's taxonomy places the organism in Eukaryota, Viridiplantae, Streptophyta, Magnoliopsida, Rosales, Rosaceae. Gene Ontology annotation, cellular component: extracellular region. The record is from RefSeq and is a predicted model, not a curated record.